AUGCAGCAGAUGAAUGGUGGUUUGCAUCCUCAAGGAGUUCCACAGGUAGCUGCAGGUGGUAGUUUCCGAGAUUUCUUCCGCAUGAAUCCUCCGAAAUUCCAUGGUGGGCUGAAUCCUGUGAAGGCUCAGGAGUGGAUAACCGACAUGGAAAGGAUUUUACGGAUAGUGCAUUGUAGUGAAGAAAAUAAGGUUGUGUUUGCUUCUCACGUGAUGAAGGGUUCAACUGUGAGAUGGUGGGAGAGUGCUUCGACUCUUGUGACCAAUCAAGGAAUACCUAGAGAUUGGGAGCAUUUUAAGACUAUUUUCUUGGAUAAGUAUUUUCCUAGUUCUUUGAGGACCCAGAAAGAGUUUGAAUUUCAACAGCUCAGGCAGGGAACUAUGUCAGUAGUUGUGUAUGCUAAGAAGUUCGAAGAUAUGGCUGCGUAUUCUAGACAAGCCACGUACGCACCGGAUGAGAGGUGGAAGAUUGAUCAGUUUCUUUUUGGUCUGAGGGGUGAAAUUUCUCAUAGUGUUUAUCAAAGGGAAUUCACUUCUUAUGUUGAACUAUUAACAUAA
This is a messenger RNA of Lathyrus oleraceus (garden pea), 555 nucleotides long. RefSeq lists its product as uncharacterized. The transcript has a single exon. Lineage: Eukaryota; Viridiplantae; Streptophyta; Magnoliopsida; Fabales; Fabaceae. The record is from RefSeq and is a predicted model, not a curated record. Bases 1 to 555 code for a protein of 184 amino acids.